AUGGAGGUUUCUGCCAACUCCGGAUCGGACAUAAGCAACUUGUUCAAACCCAUACAUCUGAAGGAGCUGCCACACAUCACACACUACGUCCCUAACCUCAAAACCCGACCCAACCCACUGGACCAAAACCCCUACUUCCACACUCUCCAACUUCCAUCCUUCUACUUCACACAAUCCGACGUCGUACUCCGCCACAUCCACAACCACGACUCUCCCUCUCCCCGCGAUGCCUACCACCGCGCCGGUCCCCGUCACGAGAUCUUCUUUGACCCUUCCAGUGUUCGCGUUGCCAUAGUCAACUGCGGUGGUCUCUGCCCCGGCCUCAACACCGUUAUCAGGGAGCUUGUGGUGGGCUUGUGGCACCUCUACGGCGUCCGUCAUAUUUUGGGCAUCACCGGCGGGUACAGAGGGUUUUACUCUACAAAGCCACUCCCUCUGAAUCCCAGCCUGGUUCACCACUGGCACACCAUGGGUGGCACCCUCCUUCAAACAUCAAGGGGUGGCUUUCAUCUCCAUAACAUCGUCGAUGCCAUCCAAAACCACGCUUUCACUCAGGUUUACAUUAUAGGUGGAGAUGGGACUAUGCGAGGGGCAGUGGAGAUAUUUGAUGAAAUACGACGUCGUAAACUGAAUGUUGCGGUUGUUGGAAUUCCUAAAACUGUGGACAAUGAUGUCGGAAUCAUUGACAGAUCUUUUGGAUUCCAAACCGCAGUUGAAAUGGCACAGCAAGCAAUCAGUGCUGCACACGUGGAGGCCGAGAGUGCAGUUAACGGUGUGGGACUCGUCAAGUUGAUGGGUCGAAGCACAGGUCACAUCGCUCUCCAUGCAACACUCAGUAGCCGUGACGUUGACUGUUGCCUGAUUCCUGAAAUAGAUUUCUACUUGGAAGGGAAAGGAGGGCUCUUUGAAUUUCUUGACCAAAGAAUGAAGGAGAAUGGGCAUGCCGUGGUUGUGGUUGCUGAAGGUGCUGGCCAGAAUAUUAUACCCAGAACUGAUUCACAGAAGGAAGAAAAGGAUGAAUCUGGGAACCCAGUGUUCUUAGAUGUUGGUGUGUGGUUGAAGUCUGAGCUUAAGAAGUGGUGGGCAAGGGACCACCCGGAUGAGUUAUUUACAGUCAAGUACAUUGAUCCUACUUACAUGAUUCGUGCAGUGCAUGCAAAUGCUACUGAUAACUUGUACUGUACUCUCCUAGCGCACUCUGCCAUUCAUGGUAUUAUGGCGGGCUAUACUGGGUUUGUUGCUGGUCCUAUUAAUGGAAACUAUGCAUAUAUUCCAUUGGAAGAUGUAGCGCGUGCUGGCAAUCCAGUUAAUACAAAAGAUCAUACAUGGUCGUGGGUGAGAUCUGUAACAAAUCAGCCUGAUUUUAUAAGGAGCUAG
Molecule: messenger RNA, 1377 nt
Organism: Abrus precatorius (Indian licorice)
Lineage: Eukaryota; Viridiplantae; Streptophyta; Magnoliopsida; Fabales; Fabaceae
Product: ATP-dependent 6-phosphofructokinase 2
Exons: 1
Coding region: 1-1377 (458 amino acids)
Biological process (GO): fructose 6-phosphate metabolic process; glycolytic process
Cellular component (GO): cytoplasm
Molecular function (GO): ATP binding; 6-phosphofructokinase activity
Source: RefSeq, a predicted model, not a curated record